AUGCCGUCUGACGAGAUAAAUUUCUUUCACUUUCAUUUCAUUCCUCUUCUCUGUCUUUUUCCUUUCUUUCCUCUUCUCUCUCUCUUUCCUUUCUUUCGACUUCUCUGUCUCUUUCCUUUCUUUCCCCUUCUCCGUCUCUUCCCUUUCUUUCCACUUCUCUCUCUGCUUUCUUUCCUCUUCUCACUCUCUUUCCUUUCUUUCCUCUUCACGGUUUCUUUCCUUUCUUUUUCUUCUCCACCUAAUUCCUUUCUUUCCUAUUCUCUCUCUCUUUCCUUUUUUCCUCUUCUCUCUCUCUUUCCUUUCUUUCCUUUUCAUUGUCUCUUUCCUUUCUUUCCUCUUCUCUCUCUCUCUUUCCUUUCUUUCCUCUUCUCUCUCUCUUUCCUUUCUUUCCUCUUCCCUGCCUCUUUCCUUUCUUUCCUCUUCCCUGUCUCUUUCCUUUCUUUCCUCUUCACGGUCUCUUUCCUUUCUUUCGACUUCUCCGCCUCAUUCCUUUCUUUCCUCUUCUCUCUCUCUUUCCUUUCUCUCUCUGUCUUUCCUUUCUUUCCUCUUCUCUGUCUCUUUCCUUUCUUUCCUCUUCUCUGUCUCUUUCCUUUCUUUCCUCUUCUUUCUCUCUUUCCUUUCUUUUCUAUUCUCUGUCUCUUUCCGUUCUUUCGUCUUCUCUCUCCCUCCUUUAUUUCUCUCCUCUCUCUCUCAUUUCCUUCCUCUUCUCCUCUCUUUCCUUUUUUCCUCUUCUCUCUCUGUCUUUCCUUUGUUUCCUCUCCUCUCUCCCUUUCCUUUCUUUCCUCUUCUCUCUCUGUCUUUCCUUUGUUUCCUCUCCUCUCCCCCUUUCCUUUCUUUCCUCUUCUCUCUCUGUCUUUCCUUUGUUUCCUCUUCUCUCCCCCUUUCCUUUCUUUCCUCUUCACUGUCUCAUUCCUUUUUUCCUCUUCUCCGUCUCUUUUCCUUUCCUUGCUCUCUCUCUCUCUUUCCUUUUUCCUCCUCUCUCUCUCCUUCCUUCCUUUCCUAUUCUCUGUCUCUUUCCUUUUUUCCUCUUCUCCGUCUCUUUCCUUUCCUUGCUCUUCUCUCUCCCUCUUUCCUUUCUUUCCUCUUCUCUCUCUCUUUCCUUUCUGUCCUCUUCUCUGUCUCUUUCCUUUCUUUCCACUUCUCCGUCUCUUUCCUUUUUUUCCUCUACUUCGUCUCUUUCCUUUAUUUCCUCUUCUCUCUCUCUUUCCUUUCUUUCCUUUUCAUAAUCUCUUUCCAUUUUUCGUCUCCUCUGUUUUUCUCCUUAUUUCAUCUUCUCCGUCUCUUUCCUUUCUUUCUUCUUCACUCUCUCUUUCCUUUCUUUCCUCUUCUCUGUCUCUUUCCUUUAUUUCUUCUUCUCUGUCUCUUUCCUUUCUUUUCUCUUCUCUGUCUCUUUCCUUUCUUUUCUCUUCUCUGUCUCUUUCCCUGCUUUACCUCUUCUUUCUCCUUCCCCUUCUCUCCAUUACUUUUUCUAUAUGUGAAUAA
This is a messenger RNA of Acanthosepion pharaonis, 1482 nucleotides long. The record is from the annotation of a GenBank genome assembly. Lineage: Eukaryota; Metazoa; Mollusca; Cephalopoda; Sepiida; Sepiidae.